This is a messenger RNA of Staurois parvus, 592 nucleotides long. The record is from the annotation of a GenBank genome assembly. Lineage: Eukaryota; Metazoa; Chordata; Amphibia; Anura; Ranidae.
UCAGAAUUCCCCAUAGGUGUUGGAUUGGGUUUAGAUCAGGAGACAUACUUGGCCACUGAAUCACUUUCACCCUGUUCUUCUUCAGAAAUGCAACAGUGGCCUUAGAUGUGUGUUUUGGAUUAUUAUGUUGGAAAAGUGCACACCGACCAAGGGCACGGAGUGAUUGUAGCAUCUUCUCUUUCAAUAUAGAGCAUCAUGCAGCCCCACAAAAGGUCACUGCCACCAUCACCACCACCAGCAUGUUUCACUGUAGGCACCAUGCAUCUUUCUUUGUACUCCUCACCUUUACAAUGCCAUGCAGUUUUGAAGCCAUCAGUUCCAAAAAACAUUUGUCUUGGUCUCAUCACUCCAGAGUACAGAGGUCCAGUAGUCUUCUUCUUUUUCAGCAUGGGUCCUGGCAAAUUUUAGUUGGACUCUUUUGUGCAUGGGCUUUAGGAGAGACUUCCUUCGUGGACGACACCCAUGCAUGCCAUUCUUCUGCAUUGUACACCAUAUUGUGUCACUGGGGAAACAAUCUCCCCAGUUUGGCUUUCUAGUUCAUUAGCUAACUACAGUGAACUUGCAUGGUGAUUUUCUUCAAUCUUUCUCAUCA